GUUAUCAUUCAUCGUCAAGCAUGGGACACUUUCCGCGCUACGUCGUCCUCGCUCUCUUCAUCGCGAUAGCAUCGGCACGAUCACCAGAACUCGACGGCAACUCGAUCGAAGAUUCAGGGAGGUCUUCAAACGGCGUGUUCGGUGACAUUCAACAUGUGUACCAAAUAUACAAGGAGUGCUCCUCGGCUGACCUCAGCUCCUGCCUCAAACUGAAGCUGAUCAGUGCAAUGGAUAGAAUCUCCAGGAGCUUGGAACUCACUCUGUCAGACGGUAUCACUUUGACUAAAGACAAAGGAUUGGACGAGGAGCCGGUAACAAAAUCCGAACGAGAAAUUGAAGCGGAACUUCCCAGAGCUCUUGAGGAAAAAGAAGAUGCCCUCAACUCGAUAAUCUUCGACAAGGUUGUAAGCUUCUUCCGAAGUCACACUCUCAAGCUAAAGUUACCAAACGUCGAGGAGCUCCAGAGAAGCUUAACAGAGGAGGGUCGUAAGAAGAAGAAGAUGGGUGGGCUGCUGGCCAUCCCCUUUCUCAUCGGUGGCACACUGAUACCAUUGGCUCUAGGUGCCCUGGCUUUACUUGCCGGAAAGGCUUUAAUUGUCAGCAAACUCGCCCUCGUUCUCGCAGCCAUUAUUGGUCUGAAGAAGCUAGUCUCGGGUGGCGGUGACAGCGGUGGCCACGAAGUCGUGCAGGUAGCUGGAGGCCAUGGUUCCAGUGGAUGGGCUAGAUCAAGCCAUGACAUCGCCUACUCAGCGUAUAAGCCGCAUUCCGCCUCGUUGUACCUGACGUUCUUGUACCAGGACAAAUGCAUUGAACUAAUAAUAGAAAGCGAUAUCGAGACGUUUCUACAAGCCAAUCGGGAACCUGCAACUCAAUGCUCAUUGAACAUGUACAUGAAUCUGCAUUGCAGGAUUGUGCCAGUUGGGUGGCUCAGAUGUCUUUUGGAAGGAAGACCCUCGGCAUCCAUGGAAGAAAAGAAUCCUACAAUUAGCAGCAAGUGUCUCGUCCCACUCACGCGUGAGUUGGCUGCGGACAUUCACAAAGCCUGGAACUCGAAGCAGAAAGAUGGUGAUGUGAAACCGGAUGCACAAACACCUCGGUUAAUCCCAAUUUUGACCGCGGUGUACUCACUCUGGCCGAGAGUCGGGAACGUCGCAUUUCCUAUUCCCUGCGUACGGCAAUCGGCCGACGACGACGCCGCGACGCGGCCGUCGCACACGGUGUUGGGCCGUUCCGGGAUGCCUGAGUUGAGAAAUUGCGAGGAUUCCUUUCAAUCCAAUACACCUGUGAUACUGACAGACGAUAAAAACCAAGACUUCCUUGAUGGUUUGGUACGCAGUCAAGGAGACUCGGUAGCGUUCAGUCGUCGUCGGCUUGACCAGGUUCCCAUGACUACGUCAGGACCGAAGCUGCGCAGCAAGCCGAAGAAGGAAUAUAGGCCUGCCGCGUGGGAGCCUGUGCCUCAAGGGAGCCUUGACCUGACCUCAAUCUUCUGCGGGUUCACUCUCGCCGCCGAUGAAAAGAAGAAAGUGUUCCCUCUGCAGCGGCGAGUUGACUUGGGACCAGAGUGUAGACUCGGUGACAGCAUCACGCAAAGUGACAAAUAUGAUCUGGCUCUCGUGUAUGGAAGAAAAAGCCGAGUGCUUGUGAAAGAACUUAAAUUCUUUUUGGCGAGGAAGUUGAUGAACGAGCCCUUCUACCCGUUCAUAAUCAGGUCUCAGUAUUUGAGAGCCAACAAAUUUGACAAAAAUAAAGCAAAAAUCACACGCCAAUAUCCAUUUCCUGGCCUAUCGCACAUACGAGGCGAUAGAUGGACUACCGUGAGCUUCCUUGAAAACUGUGUGGUUCGUAUACGUGAGGUACUGCUAACCGAAGACGGGGCCCCCGGCCCGGGAAUCGGCGACAAGAGACGCUGCAGCGGGCCCGAAAGAACCAAUAGCCUGUGCCAAAGGUGGGGGCCAUCAAAAUUUCAAAAACGUACCGAGACCCCUUUAGCGAGGAGGAUAAAAGCAAGCUGCCGGCCCCCUUUUAGCAGUAUUGAUACAAACGCUGUGACGAGAAGGUCAGGAGCAAAAGAGCAUCCUCUCGAUCAGAUCCGAUUCGAUAAACGACUUUGUCAAACACUCGCGAUGUUCAAACUCUUGACUGUCUUUUCGGCUGGCCUCUUGGCCAUCGCCUUCGCAGCCCCGGCAUCUCAGCAGGAAGCUGUUACCGAAACUACCGGGUCACUUAUCAGUGAUGCUCUUCAAGUGUACUCUUCUUGUGCUGACCAAGACCUCACGGUCUGUCUGAAGCUCAAGGCCCUGCGAUUCGUCGAUCGUGCUGCUAGGUCUGCCGACCUCUACAUCAGUGACGGUCUUCGGAUUGUACAGACUGACGAAGCUAAGGCCGACAGCCGCGCAAACUCCGGCCGAUCUCUGCACGACAUCGAAGCAUCUCUUCCUCAGGAAGGCGAGGAGAAAGAAGCUGCCGUUGACGAAGCCCUGGUAGACCGUACUCGGACGUUCCUCGCUAGCCAUACCCUAGAACUCUCAGUUCCCGAAGAAGUUUCUCGCUCAUUCGACGAGGCUCGUGGUAAGAAGAAGAAAAUCGUCAAAUCUCUGCUGCCAAUUCUUCUGCUGUUGAAACUGAAGGCUGCUGCUUUGAUCCCAAUCGCUCUUGGCGCUCUUGCCCUGUUGGCAUUCAAGGCUUUGAUCAUCAGCAAGAUCGCUCUGGUUAUCAGUGGAAUUAUUGCUCUCAAGAAGCUGCUGGGACAGAAACAAUCCAGCAGCUACGAAGUGGUGGCUCACCCAGUCCACUCGUACGAAGACUCUCACCACGACCACCACGGCUGGGCUAGCAGGUCCGCAGGUUCCGACCUGGCCUACAGUGCCUACAAGCCCGAGAACUAAUUCGAAGAAAGCGUCGAUAAAUAAAUUUCAUCAAAAUGUCACCAAUAUAAAUCGAAAAAUCAUCACAGAGCUGAAAGGCUCGAUGAAAAAUCAAUAAUCAUCGCGAAUUGUCACAUCCACGUUCAACGACGUAGAUGUCUCAAAUAACGAUUAUAACUGGCAUCGUUUCACUAUCUAAAUCGGACUAUUAAUGCGCUAUUUUGACGACUCAAGACGACCGCACCGAACGACUUAAGACGAGACAAUUACGAUGACAGUAAUUGAGACCUUCACGAAACUCAGACGAUACCUAGAGACCCCAAAAUGAUCACAGACACAUACCUGCGGAUGCUCAAUCACGGUAUCCAUGUUUAAGUACAAAAAAAGAAUAAUAUUUUUCGUGGCAUUUCUAUAUAUAGUUGUAUUAGCGAUUAUAACUCGCGAAAGUCACACUUGUGUGCAUAUAUUACAUUCAUAUGCAAACAAGUGACGAAUUUUUUUGAUCACGAGGAUACUUAGAACGGGUAGACAGCACUUGCUGUCAGGCUUCGUA
This is a messenger RNA of Diprion similis, 3420 nucleotides long. RefSeq lists its product as uncharacterized. The record is from RefSeq and is a predicted model, not a curated record. The transcript has 14 exons. NCBI's taxonomy places the organism in Eukaryota, Metazoa, Arthropoda, Insecta, Hymenoptera, Diprionidae. The coding region runs from base 21 to 2888 and encodes 955 amino acids.